Zophobas morio is the source of this 4533-nucleotide messenger RNA. Its product is annotated as deleted in lung and esophageal cancer protein 1-like. Bases 32 to 4495 code for a protein of 1487 amino acids. Gene Ontology annotation, biological process: negative regulation of cell population proliferation. Lineage: Eukaryota; Metazoa; Arthropoda; Insecta; Coleoptera; Tenebrionidae. Gene Ontology annotation, cellular component: cilium; cytoplasm. Gene Ontology annotation, molecular function: tubulin binding. The record is from RefSeq and is a predicted model, not a curated record. The transcript is spliced from 16 exons.
GUAAUUUGCUGUCAUUACUGUCAUUUUGACAAUGGAUCGUUUGCCUUUGAUACCCAAAAAUGAGGAGGAUCACGACGUGCUCCCCCUCACUACUGAGAUAUUUCAAGACGUGUUCCGGGCGCAGAAGUAUCCGAGGAAUGUCGCUGAUAAUUACAAGAAGUACGAGGUGGAUGUGGAUUUUACUCAGUCGCGAGAAGCCGGAUUGACUACGAUUAAGGUUUUGGAAGGUUUGUCUACGGGUUUGAACGAUAUCACAGAAGUGGAGAAGGAAAUUAUGCGAAACCACGCGUUGGCGGUUAUCCAGAAACACGAAAACGUGUCGCUUUACGAAGAACUAAAACUGAAACGGGUGUCCCUUUUUCAAAAAUUGGGUGACUACGCUGUUCAAACGUAUGGACUGAUAGAGAAAAACGAGAUUUACCCUAAUGUUAUCGAACAGUAUUUGAAUUUCACUUACAACCCGUCUUUACACACAUGCCAGCCAUGUCUACCUGAAGCCGAACACGUAGUACCAACCGUACCAAGCAAAAAACUUAAGAAACGAAAACAAACCGAACCUCCCACGGGGCCACUUUUCAAACUAGAACCCAAUAAAAUAAUCUUCUACAACUACAACUUAGGGAGAACGUACAAGGAGAAAUUCAAACUUCGAAACAUCACAAACGUCCCUCAGUACUUCAGCUACCACGACUUCCCCAAAGACAGUUCUUUUCGCCUAAAACUACAAACCGACUCUGCCAAACUGGCGCCAGGAAUGUCUGCAGAGUUCGUGGUUACGUUUCAAACCCAAAUUUACAAAGACUGUCAAGAAGUGGUACUAUUUAAGACCGCCAACGGUGUAGAUCUUAAAGUACUUGUUGCCAGUGUGCGAGACCCUCCUAAGCUCACUUGCUACAUUCUCAAUUCUCUUUUACCAUGGGACGUCGUACAAAAGCCGAUGCCUGGAAACCGGUACUUCUCGGACCGGCGUCAAAGUGCUUGCAACUUCUCAAUCGACUGUGGUACUUGUUUGCUGGGAAGUUACUCCCUCAUGACUGUUAUUAUAAAAAACGACGGGCAAAAAGGACGAUUUUUCAUCACAACGGAAAACGAGUGGAUUUUUAGCGAACUUAAUGUGGAGAGUACCAGAGCUUUGGAACUGACUCAAGGAGCUUUCACCCUUUUCCCUACGUACUUUGAAAUCGACGAGGGAGAAGUGGGCCAACUUUGCGUGUGUUUUCUUCCAAAAAGCAUCGAGUUUUACGCUGAAAAAUUAUUCAUCAUUUGUGACAAUUACUCCCACCAGGAAAUUGAGCUUCUGGGAGAUGGUAUAGCUUUCUCUGACAGUUUUCUCCGAGUAGACUUGUACAUAGCGGAAGACCAAUUCGCCUACACCGACCAUAUGGUCCAGGUAACUCUGGAACCUUUUGCAACCGCCAGUUUCGCAUUUUCAGUCAUUAAUGAAAGCCCAAUUUAUUUUGAGCACUUCUGGGCUUUGAAAACCAACACCCAAGAUGUUACCACGGCCGAAAAAAUGGAUUCUUCUUGGAUUGAAAUUUUGCACUCGGGUAAAUAUUUGCCGUCUUUUAGUACAACGGAGGUGGUGGUCAAAAUUACCCCUCGAACUGAACUCGAGGGUUCGUACUACAUAUAUUUCAGUUUGUACUUGAAAAACGUUCCGAUUAAAUCGGUGAUGAGCGACCAUUUUAGGGUGCGACGUGAAGGUGAAAUAAUAAGUCUCGAAACGUGUAAUGUCUUGUGCAGACCCCUAGAAGAAACAAAGAGUGAAAUGUUCGACAUGUCGAACAAGUUGGCAGACGUGCACAUUUUCGAGCUGGGUUUAACCUGCGAAGUGAAAAUUCGCACCGUGAUUCCGACUAAUGUACUCGUCAUUGGGUCGCUUGACCCAGAGACUUUCCCACAAAUGACUUUCACGAAAAUCGUCCUCAAUUUCGGACUAGUUCCAAAAGGGUACCAAACCUCGAAACAUUUGUACAUUAAGAACUUAACGGACCGCGAGCUCCACUGGAAGAUUGCGGAAAUUCGUGGCGAGAAAGACAAUUUUCUGAUAUCUUCAGGAUCAAACGCACUGAAUCGAACGACGGGAUCGUUGAGGAGGCACGAGAAAGGGAAAAUUACGUACACCCUUCAAGCUAAAGAGUGCGUUCAAAGAGUCGAUAUUUUGUGUCUUUUCGCUGCCCCUCUUUGCGCGUGUCAGGAUUAUAUCAUGGAGUCCAUUUGUUUAGUGGCUUACGAAGUCGCAGAAAUUAAUAUAUCGAUUUACACAGAAAAUAAUAAGGCGAUUUUGUGUCCUAGGGAGUUCAUCUAUGUAGGAAUACCAUCAGUGUAUACGGUUUACGUUUCUAACAAUGGACUAGUGAUUGGUUGCUUUUAUUUUCUGAAACCCGUAGGUACCCACGCUGAUAAAGUCCAGUUAAAAUUUAGUCCUCAGUCGGGCGUAAUUCACCCAGGAGCUACAGUUGAAGUUAAAGUUCAACUCGUGGCUUUGGAAAGUGGAAUUGUUGAAAACGUCCAAAUACCAUGUUUUAUUGGUGACCGCAACAAAUUUAUUUUUUUGACACUUCUUUGUACGGUGGCAAAUAUCAAUUUAUACUUUUAUCUACCUAAUAGAGAUAAAGGUUACAAUAGGUUUCUGUGGCCACCUAAAACAGACCUACCUCCAUGGGACUACGAAACGUACAACGGUGAAGACAUUAAGGAACCCAUGAGUAUCACAGAGGGCUGGCUUCCACCCCUAGACGUACCUUUAAUAGAUCCUAGUUUAGCAGAUAUCAUAGCUACUGAUUCAGUAGCAGUUACAUACCCCACGGUUAAAACAAAGGAAAUCAACGUGAAGCAAAAAGCUAAAGUCACUUUCUACAUGGAAAAUUUAACACCUAUUGGUGGACACUACAAGGUUAACCCUACUAACUAUAAUCCCGAAUCCGAAUGUCUUAACCACAUACUCGUGAAAGCAAAAACUCGAACUCCCGAAUUUUUCUGGGAGAAAGCUUGCAUGGACGGAUACGGGAUCGUGGUAGAACCCGAGCGACCCUCCGGCGACAUCGUCCCCUACGAAGUCGUCGAAAUCCACCUCUGGGUCUACGCCAACACUUGGGGCAAGUACCUCGAAGAAGUGAUAGUCGAAGUCAACGAUCUAACCCCCUUUUGCUUCAACCUGCUCCUAGAAGUGGUAGGCUUGCCCAUCGAGUUCCCUUUCGCCCGAAAUACGACCCUCCCCGGUCCCACAAUCCGUUUUGAAAAUCUAGCCUACAUGUCUGAGAAAUGCGUCAGAGGCUUCACUGUUACCAACACAAGCGCGGUAGCGGUGGAAAUCGACUGGCACGUGUUCACACGUGCCCACGACAAACACAUGCUUCCAGUUAACCUCUUCGUGGAAUUCCCCAACGAAUCGCUUUGUGUGGAUAUGUCGCGGGGGUUUUAUGGAUUCGAAGCCUGCUCAAGGUGCGUUUCUGUCAAGCCGUGGUUUUUGGUGGUCGAAAAACAGGGGACUGUUGAAGUGUCUGUCGAAAUUGCGUCAGAUGGGUUUGUGCCGCAGUUUGACAAGACUAGACUUAAGUACGAGUUGCACGGUUUGAUUGGCUUGCAAAACUGUGACAAGUUUAAGGAAAACUACUUCAAGAGGGAUUGCGGAAUGGAUGCGCCACAUGCUCGAAUUAGCAUUCUAGUAACACUAGAGUUGCCAAUCAUGCAGAUGGCUUUGUCGAGUGACGAAACGUGUAUAGAUCUUUUCGUCAACGACAUCCUACUUUGUGGUUAUAAAUUCCCCGAAAUGUAUUUGCUUCUGAGGAAUGUCGACAAGAGUGUCAUUCAUUUCAAAAUCGGGAUCGAAAAGCCCUUUUUGAUCAGUGGGGCGCGAACCGUCCCUGCAGGGAUCACCAAUACUGAGAACUUGACCCUUAUGAGAAACGAGUCCUUACAGGUGGCGGUCACUUGUUCCUUCUCGUACGAAGACCUCACACAAUACGCCGACCUCAUCUACCAACAUGACGACUCUGAAGGUAUUGACAAAGCCCAAAACUUCGUCAGCGUUAUUUCGAAAAGCUUGAACGUGAGUCAACGGGGGGCUCCGCGACAGGCGAUUCCGUUUACGGUGCGUCUGCACUACCCACACAUCGUGGUGAAGCCGAACUUCAUCAAAUUUGGAUUCUGUUUACUCUAUCGAACCAAAAAACUUAUCUUCACUAUUUAUAAUAUGACAGGUAGUGGCAUCAAGUGUUGCCAACUCACUGACAGUAAUUUUCCAGGGGCACCCAUUCACUACGAAAUUGUCAAAACUACAAACCACGACGAUUUCGAAGUGCGCCCCAGCUUUGGCGAAAUACCCAGAAAUACAGGAGUUAAUCAACAGUUUAUAGAUAUCGCUGUGUAUUUCACACCCCGACAUUGCAAACUAUACUUGGAGAGUCUGCGAAUCCUAACCAAUUUACCUCAAUAUUAUAUAGACGUACCAGUGUCUGGACAUGGAUCCAUUGACGAAAAAUUCAACGUGUAACGAUUACCUUUUAAUAAACUUUGCUAUAAAAAAACCAA